Molecule: messenger RNA, 5513 nt
Organism: Sinocyclocheilus anshuiensis
Lineage: Eukaryota; Metazoa; Chordata; Actinopteri; Cypriniformes; Cyprinidae
Gene: plekhg4b
Product: pleckstrin homology domain containing, family G (with RhoGef domain) member 4B
Exons: 25
Coding region: 130-5061 (1643 amino acids)
Molecular function (GO): guanyl-nucleotide exchange factor activity
Source: RefSeq, a predicted model, not a curated record
ACACCAGCUGACCCAGUCAUGGGCGCAGAGGACCCAAAUCGCUCUCUGCAUGGACUUAUACUGGAUUAAUCAGCUUAACCUAUUUAUUUAUUUGCAUAUUUAUGGUUUAUCUACUUUCUUGAGCCCUGAAUGCGGACGCGGAGCACUAUGCACUCCAGAGUGAAGUCGCGGAGCUGCGAUAAUUACCUGAGUAUAAAGGACUCAGAGUCGUUGGACCGCUGCAUUCAGAGCGUGUUAUCGGCUCUGUAUCCUCCGUUCAGCGCGUCGGCGGCCACCGUCCUGUGGCAGCUCUUCAGCGUCGUGGAGAGACAGUACCGCGGAGACGGCCUGCACUGCUUCAUUGACUUCCUGCUGCCCGCCAAGAGAAUCCUGCAGAUAAUAAAACAGGAGGCCUGUCUGCGAUUCAAAGGCCUGUUGCUGUACCACGAGGGAUGGCCACUGUGUUUGCAUGAAAAGGUGGUUCUGCAACUUGCACCCCUGCAUAAAGUACGUCUACGGCAGGGAGAUUUCUACCUGCAGGUGGUUCCCUUAGGCCGCAAGGCUGCCAAACUGGUCAUAAAAUGCCUGUCAGGGAGCGGGCAAGCCAUCGCAGAGAUCCCUGUGGCCGAGAGCAUGUACGGCAGCGUGUUCACACCUGAGUUCCUGCAGAAUGUAACGCAUGAGCGCAACCUGCACCCUCUCCAGAACUGCCUCCUCAGUACCGGCGCUGUGGUUUACCGAACGCCCUGGAAGAACGUGGUCAAUCCUUUGUUCGUGACCAGCACUGCCGACGCAAUCAUGCAGGCGCGGAGCAGCGGCGGGACCCUGCGGGGUCAGCUCAGCACCUGCAGCACCCACGGAUCCACAGGAACGCUCAGUUCCCGAGACUCCUUGGGCGCUGAGUCCACUGUGUCCGAGCCAGUCCUCAGCCGGAGCCUCACGGAUAUGGGCAUCAGCUCCCAGCACUCGGAGGAUUCGCCCUUGCAAAAGAGUCCCAACUCCCUUCCCCAGACGCCCACCUUGGGCAGCCCAGAUCAGGGAUGCAUUCGAGGCGGAAUCGGCAACAAAAUCCUCUCGUUCAGCACAGACCUUAGCAAUCCCGGCCUUCGCAAGAGGCAUCCCAGAGACUCUGCGGCCUUCGAGUUGCGCCGGCUUUUCCGCAAGUCCUACAUGGAGGCACUGCAGAACCCCAUGAACCUCGGCUCCAGCUCAGAAUCAAUUCUGGAGGAAGGGACGGAGUCUGAGCCAGGAGCGCCUCACGACUCCGUCACAAAGGAUCCGAUCCCUCAGAGAACCUGUGAUCGUGGAUGGCUGGGAGGAGAUGAAUCUCGCAACGGUUCUCCCGCUGUCCAUCUAUCCAAGAGCGCCGAGUUCAGUCUGGGUGAGAGACGCUCCAAAUCUCUCGAACGUACCAACAAGGCCUUGCAGGUUAAAGGACACCGGGCACGGUCGUCCUCCGGUGGAUCCGGUAGCGGCCUUCCCAAGAAACUUAUGAAUGGUUAUGCAUUUCGUUUUGGAAAACUGGAUUUGGAGGCGGCCUUUCCUGGCAUCGAGAAACGGAGCAACAAAGAGAACUCAGGUCUCUCUGAUGAGGGUCUGCACUCGAGCCCCAGGAGGAACAGUAACAGCGCUGAUGAGUUUGAUCCUCCUAAACCCCCCAGCAGAGCAGCGGUGUCUCCUGGCCCGUCCGCGGCGCCCCCUGCUGUCUGUGCUCCAGCGCUGCUCUCACUCAUCAACCAGGAGCUCCUGACCUCCGGUGCUCUGACGCUUCCCGGUAACCAGGACCGCGGUGGCAGAGCCGUGCUGCAGGUGUGCACCAGGAACCAGGUGUGGACAGACGCGCGCUUCACCACAAACGAGAUCAGCCAGCUGCUCUGCUGCUACUGCCACAGACUGCGGAGGGAGAAGCGAGACCUGGGUUUGACAGUUCUCGUUGACGCCCGCAGGCGAGCGGUCGCGUCUGCGCUCUUCUCGGCUCUGUCUGAGCUUCAGACUCUCGUACCCAAUGCACUUUACUCAGUUUUGAUUCUGGUGGACAGAGACGCAGCAGUGAAAGUGGAGCGAGACGUCUCAGUUCCUUGUGAAGUCCUGACGUCUCUGAAAGCUCUGCAGAAGCACAUCGACUCGUCGCAGCUCACCAGAGACUUUGACGGCAGCUUCCCAUACGAGCACAGCCACUACAUUCACUUCAGACAGAAAAUCGAACCGUUUGCUGCGAGCUGCAGUGCUGCGAUCGCUUCCCUUCAAAGCUCCAUCGAGACGCUGAGCAGCAUCGGCAGUCUGGAGACGUCUGAGGAGGUGUCAGAGGUCAUCAGCCAGCAGAAGAGUCUCAUGAAGAGCGUUCUGGACGACACCAAACUCAACCGCCUGCGGCUGGAGGGCGGCACCUUUCUGGCCCGCAUCAGGAAAGAGGAGAUGUGUGAAAACGAGAACUACAGGGACGCUGUGGAUCUGGUCAGUGCACUGUAUAACCAGGUGGAUGAAGAGGUCCAUAAACUCGUCAUUCUGUCGAAUAAAUCACUGCAGCAGCUGGAGACGCUCCUGGAGCUGCGCGCCUUACAGGAGAGACACCAGGAGGUUAAGAGGUGGUUUUAUGUGGAAAGCGAGAAACAUUUGGCUCCUUUGGACUCCUAUAGUCUCUCUCUGAGCUCCAUUCAGGACAUGAGACAGCGUCUGGCCCAGUUCAUGGAGGAGUCCACCGAACAGCAGAAGAAAGCCGCAGCGUUACUGAGGGAGCCUAAAGCCGGUCCAGCCCUUCUGGAGGUCAAAGAGCACAUCAGCUCCGUCCUGCAGCGCAGCGAAACACGCAAGACUGAACUGGACGUCCUGCUCAACCUCUACGAGUUCUACGAAUCGGCGAACCAGUGGUUGCUCCACUGUCAGGAGUAUUUCUGCAAGCUAAAGCGGGACGGUAACGCGCUCGGUUUGACGCCGGCCGUGCUGCAGGUCCUGCAGGACUAUCACAGCGAGGCCACAAAGUUCUCUCUGGAAAACUUCAGCUCGCUCAACCAGACGGUGCUGAAGCUGAACAGCGCGCGGGAGCAGCAGCACUGGAGCAGCGUCUGGCAGCAGUGCCAGCAAACCAGACAGCAGCUGGAGGAAAUGCUGGCUGAAGCCCAAGCCCAAGACUCCGCUUCCGGUAAAACAUCAGCACAAAAUCCUUCACCGUCGUGUUUUGAGGAUGAAGAUGAGAAGCCGCAUUCAGCAGGUCCGUUUUCCAGAAGCCAGUUCCCCUUCCCCUUUCCCCCGGAGAGCGGCAAGCUCUCGCCGUGUGUGUUUGAGGACACCGACAGCGACUGCACCGUCGACUCGUCCGCCUCGUGCCACUCUGAGCCCCUGAUGCGCCACCGCAAGCAGCCGCUCAAGAAGAUCAUGAAGAAGACCCUGAGCUACGAGCUGCCGGCGCGGGACAAAGCUCACGGCUACAGCGGUGUCUACAUCCGAGGACUGCAGGUCACCAAUAACGUCUGCGUGGAGAAGAAGCUGCAGCGGCCAGACGUCAUGAGCCCGGCACUGGGCCGCAGCCGCAGCAUGUCGUCCCCGUCACGCGUUCAGUGCAGACUCAGCGACGGAGAUGUCAAGAGACACAGCGGUAAAACCCAGCACAUCAUGGACGAGAUGAUCUCCACCGAGAGAGAGUACGUGAGAUCCCUCAGCUACAUCAUCCAGCACUACUUCCCUGAGAUGGAGCGCCUGGACCUUCCUCAGGACCUCCGAGGGAAGCGCAGCAUCAUUUUUGGGAAUCUGGAGAAGCUGUGUGAUUUUCACAGCCAGUAUUUCCUGACGGAUCUGGAGAGCUGCGCUCAUUCACCGCUGUCCAUCAGCAGCUGCUUCCUCAAACACGAGGAACAGUUCGGGAUGUACGCCUUGUACAGCAAAAACAAGCCGCGCUCAGACGCCUUGCUAACGAGCCACGGAAACAAUUUUUUCAAGAACAAGCAGCUGGAGCUGGGCGAUAAGAUGGACCUGGCGUCGUACCUGCUGAAGCCCAUCCAGAGGAUGAGUAAAUACGCUCUGCUCCUGAAGGAUCUGAUCAAGGAGUGCAGUCAGUCUCAGGAGCAGGAGCUCACUGACCUCAGAACAGCGGAGGAGAUGGUCAAGUUCCAGCUGCGCCACGGAAACGACCUGCUGGCCAUGGACGCCAUCCGGGGAUGUGACGUCAAUCUGAAGGAGCAGGGUCAGCUCCGCUGUCAGGACGAGUUCAUCGUUUGGUGCGGACGCAAAAAAUACCUGCGUCACGUUUUCCUUUUCGAGGAUCUCAUCCUCUUCAGCAAGACCAAGAAGAUUGAAGGAGGAUACGACAUCUGCAUAUACAAGCAGUCCUUCAAGACGGCUGAGAUCGGGAUGACGGAGAGCGUGGGAGACAGCGGGCUGCGCUUCGAGAUCUGGUUUCGCCGGAGGAAAUCACAGGACACCUUCAUCCUGCAGGCCGCUUCUGGAGAGGUGAAGAACGCCUGGACCUCCGUCAUCGGCAAGAUCCUGUGGAGACAAGCCUUACGAAACCGAGAGUUGCGGAUGCAGGAGAUGGUUUCGAUGGGAAUUGGAAACAAGCCGUUCAUGGACAUCAAGCCCAGCGACUCUGCCAUCAACGAUCGAGCCGUCGACUACAUCAUGAAAGGGUCAGAGUCGCGGAUGCGGGCGUCCAUCGCGGUGUCCUCGUUCGAUCACUCCACGCCGUUUAAGAGACCGCACUCCACCAUCUCCAACAGCAGCUCGUCCUCGUCCAGCAGCCAGUCCUCGUCCUCUCUGAACCUGCACCUCCAUCCGUCUCAUCCGUCUCUGAGCCACUGGCCCUACGACUGCAUCGAGGAGGACGAGCUCGAGCACGACUCCACUGUCCAGUCCUCCACGAUGAGUGACGGCGCUGACAGCUCGUCUCAGUGCACCUCCAGUGACGGCGUGAGCGUCCAGCAUCAUCCUGCGUUAGUGAUGGAGAGCUACACCAGCGACAGAGGCUCGUAUCGGUCCACACCGUCCCCGUCUCCUCCUAACGUCACGUCCUCCGUCCUCUACCACAAAGAGCAGGAGUUCAUCACAGCGAGCAAGACUUCAGGUCUGUUAGGCCUCUCAACUCUGGUCUGAAUCAAACGCUUCAGAUCACUGUGAAUCCAUCGAGACGGAGAGACGGGAAAGCAGCGUUUGGACAGCGUUUGUUUUCGGACAGACGGAGAUCAAAUGCACUGAGACAUUUCAUCAUUUCAUAGACUGAUAAUCGUCCAGAGCCUCGCUGAUGAAUAUGAAUUCUGACUGCAGUGCAGAAUAGAAGCUCCUCAGCAGUGCUGGUACGUUACAGGACCGAGGUCACAGAUGUACAUGAUUUCAGGUGUUUUACUUUUACUUCUUUCAUUCGGAGACUUCGGAGACUUCAGAGACUUCACCACUCGACAUCUGACUCAGUAUUUCUGACUGUACAGAUAGCUGAAUGAUUUGAGUUCUGGACUACUAAUACAAUCCAGACAGGAUUGCAUUUUUAUUAAGGAUUGAGUCCGACUUUUUACUAUGAAAAUAAAAAUAAAAGAGUAAAUAAAAUCAGA